Lotus japonicus is the source of this 568-nucleotide messenger RNA. RefSeq lists its product as uncharacterized. Bases 104 to 400 code for a protein of 98 amino acids. The record is from RefSeq and is a predicted model, not a curated record. Lineage: Eukaryota; Viridiplantae; Streptophyta; Magnoliopsida; Fabales; Fabaceae. The transcript has 3 exons.
AAUAAGAUAACCCCUAAACAACGUCCCCUUUCUCCUUCAACAAAACGCCGCAACCCAUCUUCUUCUGCCGCUUUCACCGCCGCCGACUCUUCCUACUGAGACUAUGGCGAAAAACAGGAACAACAAGAAGAAGAGAAACGACGUCGUUUCUAUGGAUACCACCGACCCAUCUGUUUCGGAACCACCUCAAGCAAUGGAUACUUCAGAAUCAGGUGCUGCUAGUGCUACUACCAAUAUGAAGAUGAAGCUGAAGGGAAGGCCGAUGAAGAGAACAAAAAAUGUUCGAAAGAAGAAGGCAAUAGCUAAAGCCAUAUCCGCACACGAGAAGUCUUCGGAGAAAAUAUCAAAGCAUGAAAACAAAAAAAGUAGAGUUCAGUCUGCCAAAACACUCUAUGAAUGAAUAGCUGGGAUGUCCUAUAUCAUCACUUGGAAAAAUGAUACUUUAUCUGGCAAAAUGCAAAACUGAGUACACGGCUUUUGUCAUUUGAUUAAGCUAAAUUUAAUUAUUUAUUUUGGCUAGGCUUUUUUUGUAAGUUUUUGAUGAAUGAAGUUCCUUUAUUUUGUUGCA